Pedinophyceae sp. YPF-701 is the source of this 471-nucleotide messenger RNA. Lineage: Eukaryota; Viridiplantae; Chlorophyta; Pedinophyceae. The record is from the annotation of a GenBank genome assembly.
AUGUACGUCCCGAGUGACAGCUUCGGAGGCAAGUCCCCGGAGCGCCUUUCGGCGGACCAGCUCCGGAAGCUGUUCACGUUCGCGGCGGCGCGCAUCGUGUUGGCGCAGCUCGAGGGGAACGGGCGCGCCGCGCAGGUGGCGGGGUCGUCGGCGAGCUACAACAGCGAGCAGCACUCGACGCUGCACGCGCACCUCCUGGACGUGCGCAUGGCGGACCCCGAGGAGUGGCUCGGCGCGCUGAUGCGCAAGAACACCAGCCUGGCCAUGCGCGUGAUCGAGGUGCGCAAGGCGUACGCGGAGGACGACUUCGAGUGGCACAAGCUGCAGGAGAUCGCCAAGAAGGACAUCGCGCUCGGCAACCAGGCGCUCAUGCGCGACGUCGCCGAGAGCAGCUUCAGCGCCGAGGCCGUGCAGGGCGCCGGGUCGCAGGACGACGACGGCGGGGCGCACGCGCCCUCGCCGCGCGCCUGA